Messenger RNA from Drosophila rhopaloa, 4667 nucleotides. RefSeq names its product beta-1,4-glucuronyltransferase 1. NCBI's taxonomy places the organism in Eukaryota, Metazoa, Arthropoda, Insecta, Diptera, Drosophilidae. The record is from RefSeq and is a predicted model, not a curated record. The coding region runs from base 1009 to 2655 and encodes 548 amino acids. The transcript is spliced from 8 exons.
GGCCUUCAUGCUUUUUCGAUUUCGAGACUUCGAACGAAACGGUUGUGUUUUUUCGCGUGUGUGCGGGUGGCGGACGCGCGUGCCAAUCGGAAAAAGGCUGAGAAUUAAAUGAGUUGUUCGCAAAAGCCAAGGCAACAAAAAGGAGUACCAAGGUGUGUUGUGUGCGGAGAAAGCCUGCUCACAAAAACAGAUUCAAGAUCGCCGGACGGAAAAAAAUCGCCGUUAAAUCGGGGCUACUGAAAAACAAGUGUAGCACACAAAUUUAAAUGUUUGCUGUGCAGUGAGUGUGUGCAAUUGUGUGCGAGCGUCAUCUAAAUAAACAACAAAAAAAUCUUUUUGCUGCAGAGAAGCAAGAGAGAGCUAGAGAGAGAGAGCGAGAGGCUGUUGUUGCCGCUGCAUGUGGCAUGCCCAAAAAUCAGCUGGCCCCGUCUAUCCUCUCCCUCGCACACGAAGUGUGUAGGCUAGUGUAAAAGGCGGCGCAGCUUUUCCUUUUUAGCUUACAUUCUGGACUGGACACUCUCGGCUUAUCUCUCUUUCUCCAUUUGUAGCACUAUGCUACAAAUGUGAAAAGCAAACCCGUUUCGUUUUACUUCACCCACUGCUUCGGUUUUUUCUGCUCUCGCGUCACGCCUCGUCUUGUUUUUGUUGCAGUUGUUGCUUUUUCUUAAUGCCCCUUUCAUUCAUAGAAAACGGUCAGCAAAGGAAUAACAAAACAAAAGCAACAGCAGCGCGAUUUCUUUUAUUUUCGCCCAAAAGAGCAGCCCGAAAAGCCAACAUAAAAUCAACGAAAUACAAAACACAAAGCCAAAUUAAAGAAAUUAAAUUUCAAAUUCGUGCGGCCACCAACAACCAAAGCCAUAUCGAAAGAAAGAAAAUUAUCCAAAUCAUCAUCAGCAGCACAAAAAUCGAAAAUUGACUUGCUGUGUGCGAUAUAUAUACACUACAAGGACAUCAAGCUAUCCAACAUAAAUUACACACUACAAACAAUUAUAAAAAAACAGCUACAACAUGCGCUUUGAGCCCUUGGGUCAGAAAAUGUUCACACGCCGCAACUGGUUGCUGCGCUGCAGCAUUCUGAUCAAUGUCGCCGUCAUCCUGUACAUUGGUAGUCAGUUGAUGAUCGGGGGCGGCAACAACUUCGCCAAUGGCGGCAGUUUCCUGCUGCAGGACCAACAGCCAGUGUCUCUUAUGCAAGUAGGGUCUGCCAUUUCGGCGGCCCAGGUGCAGCAACAACAGCCGCCCACGCCCAAGAACCAGAACGUGGUCGAGAUCUUCGAGUCGGAGGAAAAGCUACUGGUCAAUUCAAAUGCAGACUCUCCAGGAGCAGCAGCACAGGCGGCGGAUGGCAUUGCAGGUGCUCCGCAGUUGGCAAACGACAGUGGUGGCGGGGCAGCUGCAUUGGGCGAUCCUGGACAGGUGAUCGGAAACAUUGGAGCUGGGGGUGUUGCCGCGGGCGGCAAUGCCGAGGUGAACAACACCCAGUCGGACGGUGGCUACAUAGUCACUGGCGACGAAAAGGAGCUGGAGGAGCGGGUGCGAUCCCUGAUCAACUGUUUCGACCACGACUAUCACCAGCAGACGUUGCAGCGCGGCGACUUUUGGGUGCUGCAGAACUACGUGCGGGCGGAGCAUGGCGACAUCAAGUGCCACGAGUCGAUCACCUAUACGACGCAUGCGGACUACACGUUCCUGGACAACUUGGUGCCGCUGUUGGAGCGAUGGAACGCCCCAGUGAGCAUCGCCAUGCACGCACCCGGCACGGACUUCCAGCCCACCCUGGACUCGAUCCGGUACCUGCGGGAGUGCCUGCCCGGCAGCCACCUGGUGCGCGCAUACACCACCUUCCACAUCUACUUCGGCACCAAACAUAUCCCCAAGUCCGUACCCAAGCCGCACGAGGUAUUCAAGACGGGAUACAACUGCACACUCCCACCUCCGUACUUCAACGUGAGCUCAGGUCACCUGUACAAGGCACAGAAGAAGCUCCUGUAUCCGGUGAACGUGGGCCGAAAUAUUGCCCGCGACUCGGCGCUCACCCACUUCAUUUUAGCCUCGGACAUCGAGCUGUAUCCGAACCCGGGUCUUGUCAAGAAAUUCCUCGAGAUGAUUGCCCGCAACGAUCAAUACUUGAGACGCAAAGCACCCAGGGUGUUCCCACUGGCCAUCUUCGAGGUGGAGGAGAGCUCUCCGGUGCCACAUGACAAGACCGAGCUGCAAGAGUUCUUGCGCACAGGCAAAGCCAUUCCCUUUCAUAAACGUGUCUGCGCCAGCUGCCACGGGGUUCCCAAGUCCAAGGAGUGGAUGUCCGCUAACGAGACAGACGAACUUAGUGUGUUUCACAUAGGAAAGCGAACUGGUUACUAUGUGCAUUGGGAACCUAUCUACAUUGGAACUCAUGCGGAUCCCCACUAUGAUGAGCGGCUCAGCUGGGAGGGAAAAAGUGACAAGAUGCCCCAGGGAUAUGCGCUUUGCGUACUGGACUACGAGUUCCACAUACUGGAUAACGCAUUUCUGGUGCACAAACCAGGCAUCAAAGUGCUGAAAAAGGACAAUCGACGGGCCAUGCUGUCCGGAAAGACGAACCAGCUGAUUCGAAAGAUCAUCUAUCCUGAACUGAAGAUUAUGUAUGGCAUGCGCAAGGGGUGUGCGAUAUAGUAACUAAUUCUGAAACCGAGCUGAGCUCAGCCCCGAUUGGACGGGAAGGAGGCAAAGGCGAAAAGACUACAACCCACUUCACUAUUACUAUUUGCAAUGCUAUAGAUCGGUAGUGUUGACUUUACCGAUUCCAAUUCCCUUUAUAGCUUUGGAAGAGCACUGCGAGUGUGUGUUUUACAAUUAGCUAGAGACUUAGCCCUAGGACUAAUAGAGCAUUACGUAGUUAGGCUUAGCUAUAGGCCAGGUCGUGUAACGCAAUGUGGGCCUAUAAGAUUUUUUCGCGUUCUGGGUUUUCUUUUCCUACUCUGCAAAGCCCUGAGAGCAUGGCUUAAACUGGUUUAAGGUAGUUAAAUGUGGCUUUUAGGAAUCAUGCAAUAUUCCAUUUACUAGGCCAUUCGUAAGCUGAUAGCAGCCAAUAAUCUAGACGGUCCUUUAAUAUCAACUACUGUUAAAGCAUCUAAGCAUAGAAUUGAUCCACUUCCAUGAACUUCUGUAAAUAAUAACACACUAGAAACCACUUAUUGGGCCUUUCCUCUCUCCUGCUCUCUGGCAACAACUGGAAGCUUGAGUUAUGGGGAUUUCAAUUACUCAAAGGCAGUCAUUAUCAGAUACUUUUAGUUUAGGCCAUUAACUUAAGUUUAUCGUUAUUUUAGCUGAAUUUUUCAUAUGCAUCCAUUUACGAGUUGAAGUUGAAGUUUUUCUACUUAUGGAUUUUAUUUUCAAAAUACUCAAGAGAGGAAAUGAGAGCAACAUUAUUUUUGUAUACCAGGGCGAGAUUCCUAAUUAAAAUCAGCAAAAACAACAGUCUUACCAUUUUGUGUGUCUGUACUUGCAUUAAACAAUGUUUUCUUGGGCACUGUAGACUUACUGUAAAGACCAAAACGUAGAGUAGACCGAUACCGGGCCAAAACAAUUCCAGCGUUAAAUAUUUGACUUGAAUAGAGUAAUCAUUGAAUUGGAACAUAUUACAUAGACUUUGAGAGUUAAAUCGUAAUAAUAUAAAUAAAAUUAAAAGGCUAAAGACAAGUUUCAACAAAACACAAAUACUAUUAAAAUUUAUACGAGAAAACACACUUGAGAAUUGAUUUGUUUACUUACCGCACUGGUAGGGAAAACAAUUAAUGCAAUUGAAGAUUACAUUUCAAAAAGCAUAAAUGCGAACCGUGAUAUUUGUACUAGUAAAGCGAUAUGGAGAUGUUAAACCUAAUUAAUAAGAAAUCAGGGGAACGAUCGAAAACAGAGAUCAGAGACCCAUAUGCAUUAAACUUAACAUAACUUUAGUUUUGUAUAUGUUUUUUAUUAGUGUUGAACAUUAAGUCAAACUUGUGCACAUAUAAAUGUUAAAAACAAUAGGUAUUGUCAAAUCGAAUCCACGAUUCGGUGCCGAGUGAAAUGCUGAAGGUUUUUGUUGCGUAUGCCUUAUCAAAAUAAAGAAAAAUAAUAGUAACUAAGUGGUCGAUUUUUAGAGAGUUGCAAAAUAUUAGUACUUAGCUGAAUACAGCAAAUUUUACGUAUGUUGUUGAAUAUUUAAUAAAAGUACAUUUUAAAAGUGACUUGGGAACAACAUACAACAAUUGGUGUUUGUAAUUAUUUCACAUUUAGUACAUAAACUUUGAUUUAUCAGAUCAAGUCUUACACUUAUUCGCUCAAAAAAUUGGUUCGACUAACUAAAUUGGUAUGACUAAAAUAUCACCAAACCUGUUGGAAGUUGUUGAAAAAGUAGCUGAGAGCAGAGUUAAAAAUAUAAGUAGAAUACAAAGAUUUGAAUAAAAGGAUAUAUUUGUAUGAUGUAAUGUAAAGUGUAAAAGUGCCUUAGACAAAACGAAAAAAUAUAAAGUAUUUAUAAGAAUCCAUGCAGCUGGAAUAUUUUUUGAGUUUACUUGUGAAUUUGCAUCAUUUUGUGUUCAAAACAGCUAUAGGAACGCAUACAGCGUAUUUUUGUAUGUAUAUAAUAAAAACCUUUCGGCAAUGUAUUAAAACUAAAAAUAAAUCGAAAUGAAUCAUUUUUAAAA